CAAUCAAAUUAGAGAAGAAGAAAGGAACAGCUUGUUCCACCGGCGUUUUUAGCCACAAGAAGGUCGUUGGCGUUUGGGCGGUAUUUAAACGAUAUUUAAAGCCCAAAUAAUUUAAUUGUAUUGCGAGCGUGUGGAUCGUAACGUGGAGUAAUGCGAGUAUUGCCGGGGGGAAAAAAGAGGAACGCGGCUUUAGGUCGCGUUUAGCUCGUCCGGGCUCGUUAUGAAACAGUGUUAGCGAACGGUGGCUAACGUUGGCAGCUAACUGACGUUACCGAAACUAACAUAAGUUACGCCGGCAGCUCUAAAAGCGGGAGGAUAGCGUUGUUGAAGUGACUAUAAUCAACUAGCCAGUAGAUCUAGCUAGUUAUUCGGGACAGUCAGAAUUAGCUACAACUACCCGCACGGAAGCAGGGUGUUUGGAAUCGAUCUUUGAAUCCCAGGAUCUAUCUUCGCUGAUUUGAUGGCUGCCACGGCCAGUGCCCGGAGGUUGCCCAUGGGUGUGCGGACGUUCAGUGACUUUCUCCAGAUCGUCUCCGUGGGCUCCCCUCGCUCGUGUCUCACGGGGGUGCAAAGAGGAUGCCUGCGACAGAGCAUUAGGCACUUGUCGUCAUGCGGCAUUUUGAUGACAAGAACUCCCAAAGUGCUUUGCCUUCAAGACUGGGACACCAUGACAGCUGUUCCUCAAAACAGAAACUUCAUCAGUUUCACCAACAAAAGGAAGGAGUACUCCGAGCGUAGGAUACUUGGCUUUUCUAUGCAGGAAAUGCAUGAUGUGGUAGCCAAUGUUGACGACUACAAGAACUUUGUGCCGUGGUGUAAGAAGUCCCAGACCAUCAUGAAAAGAGCGGGCCACUCCAAAGCCCAGCUUGAAGUCGGGUUCCCUCCCAUGGUGGAGAGAUACACGUCUAUGAUCACUUGUGUCCGGCCUCAUCUAGUCAAAGCAGUGUGUACGGAUGGAAAGCUAUUCAAUCACCUGGAGACGAUAUGGCGCUUUAGUCCUGGUAUUCCUGGUUACCCUCGCACCUGCACCGUAGACUUUUCUAUAUCUUUUGAGUUCCGCUCUUUGCUGCACUCCCAGUUAGCCACCAUGUUCUUCGAUGAGGUCGUAAAGCAGAAUGUUGCUGCAUUCGAGCGGCGCGCCGGUAAGCUCUACGGCCCAGAGACUCGGAUCCCGCGAGAGCUGAUGUUUCACGAGGUGCAUCAGACGUGAUCUCAGCAUCCGUCUGUUCUCAUCUGGCCUUAAACCACAGCAACCUUUAGUCGCUUUAUCAACACAAACCUGCAUGAUGCUUCUUAGUCGCCCAUCCCUUCAAGCCCCCCCCCCCCCCCCCAGCGCCAC
This is a messenger RNA of Anarrhichthys ocellatus (wolf-eel), 1339 nucleotides long. RefSeq names its product coenzyme Q10A (gene coq10a). The record is from RefSeq and is a predicted model, not a curated record. NCBI's taxonomy places the organism in Eukaryota, Metazoa, Chordata, Actinopteri, Perciformes, Anarhichadidae. The transcript is spliced from 5 exons. The coding region runs from base 461 to 1210 and encodes 249 amino acids. Gene Ontology annotation, biological process: cellular respiration. Gene Ontology annotation, molecular function: ubiquinone binding. Gene Ontology annotation, cellular component: mitochondrion.